AUGGGACCCAGUAGGCUGUCCAUUUUGCAACUCAUACCCACUCUCGAAUACACGCUUUCUAUGUCAACACCCGAUGUUUGGGUGUUUUGGGUCAGGCACUCAUCAGGGACUGUAAAAAAGGACUCGAUUUCGUCGACUGUUAGCUCAGGGUCCAUAUCGACAGCACCGGAUGUUUGGGUGUUUUGUGUUUGGGACUCAUCACAUCAUCUAAAUAAGGCCUCAAUUUCAUCGGUUAGCUUA
Molecule: messenger RNA, 240 nt
Organism: Oppiella nova
Lineage: Eukaryota; Metazoa; Arthropoda; Arachnida; Sarcoptiformes; Oppiidae
Source: the annotation of a GenBank genome assembly